CAAAUAAUGUUUGUUUUCUAUGGAUGAACCGCGAUUAUAUUUUCUACGACUGUCUAAUAAAAUGAAAGUCCUAAUCCGAUGAUUAUAAUUAAUCUAACGAUUACAUGUUUAAAGUGAGGUAAUCCAUUGUUUUCCGCACGUUUACAAUAGUGCUUUGUGAUUGUUUUAUAUUAUGUUACUCCCUAUUUAUAAGAAAAUGUAUUCUAUUCAUCGAGUUCAGUCAGCCAGUUGAUGAUGAGAUGAUGACAAAGAUCUUCGCUCUUACAUUUGUGUUAUGCGGCUGCACGUGGCAAGCCAAUGCCGCUGUGAACUGUACGGCGACGGGCGCUGGCCGGCACCCCGACCUGGCCGACACGACCUGCAAGAACUACACCCUCUGCAUCUACGUUAAGGCCUCCAACACCUACCUCUCCUACAACACAAUAUGCCCUAGCAUCACAGUCUUCGACCCCAGGAUCUCCCGUUGCACCUCUCCAGAAAACUUCGAGUGCAAAGUCACUCCUGAAAUUAAAUCUCCAUGCACAACAGAAGGCUUCAUACCAGACCCCAACACUAACAAUUGUUCCUCAUACAUCGAGUGUAUAGAAAUAAACGGCAACUUCUCUGAAUGGAAAUACGAUUGUCCAAAGAAAACUUAUUAUAAUCCUAAAACUACGUUUUGUGAACCGGAUUAUAGUUGCACUGAAAAAACGUUCAAUUGUACAAAGGCUGGAAGAGUUGCGGAUGAAAAUGAUUACACAUGCAAGAGAUACUACUACUGCGUGGAGUUGGCGAACGGGUCGUUUGCUCAAUACAACUACACGUGCCCUAGUACAUCAUUGUUCAACCCUAAUACCAAAUUGUGCACUGCAAAAUAUCAAUGCGUUUGAAGUAUAUGCUCAUCUCUUUUUAGCAAGAAAUGGAUGUCUGCAGAUCCCGCGUUAAUAUACGUCUUAGAAUUCUAUUGUUAAAUUAAGAACAAUUUUGAGCAAUCUUGGUUGUAUUUUUGAAUUACUUAUCGUUAAAAUAAAUAAUUAAUAAUAUGUAUGCAUGCAUUAUGUAACUCAUACAAGAAUUAAAAUAAAGCUUUUAUUCAUACUAUUGUUUAAAUUGAUAAAGACCUCAUGUUUACCACAUGAGGUUUUCAAUGUGAAGAACCCCUAAAGUACUGAAAAGAUCGUUACCUGCCACUUUUACAUCUCUUAUCACAAGAAAAUAAUAAUAUAAAAUGAUUACAAAACAUAUCAAGUAUCUAUCUUAAAUGCCACCUAAUUACUUUUUUAUGUGACCGUGAGUACUGGCACUUUAAAGAUGCAUUUUUAUGUUCAGAACUUACACCUCGUACAAAGCAAAGCAUCAUUUACUCAUAAUUCCAUUAGCACAAACAAAUGUAGCAUUUCUGGGCUUAUUUCCACUAUUUAUAAUUGCCGAUGAUACAAUGAAAAUUCAUUAUAUUGACAGUGAGUGUUCGACCUCGUAUUGAAUUUGGCCCCUGAACUGUAUAUUAGGGGAGGUAGCUACUACUUAUAAUGGACAAAUAUAAAAAUAAAAAUAUGGGUUCUUUUAACAGACUAUUUUAAAAUGGCUUCGGCUUGCUUCUUUCAUGAACAAAGUUAUUGGGUACCGAAAACUGUUAUAAUUCUUUGUAGAAUACAAUAUUGCACAUACAUAUCUGCAGGCAUGAGUCUUAAAAUGACAGAAAAUUUCAUUUAUGUGACGUGAUGUUCAUACUUGGGUACUGCAAACUAAGUUUAUUCCAUUUCAACAGAAUGUUUAGAAAAAUCCUUUAGUAUGUCAUAUUUUCUUUAUUGUCGUAUACUUUAACUAGUGUUCGUGCACGGUCUAGACGCAUUAAUAACACUGGUGAUUCAAUAUUCGCCGUCGAUAAUAACGACAAAUUAAAGUCAUUACUGUUUUAACUAUUAAAAUUCUUUGUCGUAACGAAUCUCGCUUUUCAUUUAAGCACUUUAAUUUUACGCUCAUAUUUAAUAAUGCACAAACAUGAAAGCAAUGUGCCAUAAGAAAUUUAUGGCUGAGUAGGUGUAAUGUCAAUAUUGAAUACAUAAUUACGGUUGAGACACCAGAUUUUGAUUACGCGCGUGAUAAUGUUGAAUUGUUAUAUUGUUUUUGUAAUA
Molecule: messenger RNA, 2114 nt
Organism: Trichoplusia ni (cabbage looper)
Lineage: Eukaryota; Metazoa; Arthropoda; Insecta; Lepidoptera; Noctuidae
Exons: 2
Coding region: 240-869 (209 amino acids)
Cellular component (GO): extracellular region
Molecular function (GO): chitin binding
Source: RefSeq, a predicted model, not a curated record